Messenger RNA from Aspergillus ochraceoroseus IBT 24754, 1180 nucleotides. Its product is annotated as phosphatidylglycerophosphatase. Gene Ontology annotation, molecular function: phosphatidylglycerophosphatase activity. NCBI's taxonomy places the organism in Eukaryota, Fungi, Ascomycota, Eurotiomycetes, Eurotiales, Aspergillaceae. The coding region runs from base 204 to 1043 and encodes 279 amino acids. The transcript has a single exon. The record is from RefSeq and is a predicted model, not a curated record.
CACCAAUAUAUACCUACAGCUUUAUACGGCAUCCUACUUAAAUACUCUGUACGUCAUACACCAACAGAACCCAAUUCCACCCACCAUACCUAACCGAAACCCCCUCCAGCCCAGCGCCGCAAGUCCCCCCUAAACCAACCAACCAACCUCAAAAGUACACCAGAGAAUCAUCAGAUAAAAAAAUAAAAAAAAAAUACAAAAAAAUGAACCCCCCAAACAGCAACCUCCGCGCCUUCAACCUCGCCGUACAAACCCUCCUCACGAACCCCUCGCAAUUCCUCCCCCACCUCACAAUCCCCACCUUCACGCACCUCCCAGAACACCUAGGCCCAGUCCUACAAGCGCAAUAUCCCAACUACACCCCGUCCCCGCCACAUGCACAUGCACAUCCACAUGCAUCAUCAUCAUCAUCAUCAUCAUCAUCAUCCCCAACCGAGAAAGCAAAACAACCCGACCCUUCCGCAAUCCAAAUCCGCGCCUUGGUCCUAGACAAAGACAACACGCUGUGCCCCGCCAAAACCACCGCCUUCCCCGCGCCAAUCUACGCGAAACUGCUCUCCCUGCGGACCUCGCCCACGUCGCCCUUCAACCAAUCGACCGCCCCGAACUCGAUUCUCAUCGUGUCGAACCGCGCAGGGAGCAGUCCGCGCUACGAGCCCGAGGCCCUGGAGAUUGAAGACCGGCUUUCGGCGCUUCGGAUUCCCGUGUUUCGACUGCCGCAGCAAGCGACGGCGACGGCGACGGCGACGGAGAGUGCAAAGAAGAAGCCGUUCUGUGGGAAGGAAGUGCUGGAUUGGUUUCGCGAGCGAGGGGUGGUGGAGCGGGCGGAUGAGAUUGCCGUGGUUGGGGAUAGGCUGGGGACGGAUGUGUUGAUGGCCGCGGAGAUGGGCGCGUGGAGUGUUUGGUGUCGGGAUGGGGUUGGCGAGGAAAUUACGGGGGGCAAGAGGAAUGUCUUGGAGAAGAUGGAGCUUUGGGUCGAGAGGUAUUUGAGGGAGUCCAAGGGGAUGAAGGCUCCUCCUCCACUCCACCCGGAAGACAAGUAGUUCGCUGGAGUUCAGCAACUUAGAUAGGUGGAUAACCCCCAUGUAAAUAGCAUACCAUGCAUCCACAUAGAUAGCGUACAUACCAUGUACCACCACGCAAUUACUUAGAAAUCUACAAUAGAGAAAGACUGCAUGAA